AUGCCAAAGGCACCCAAAAUAGACGAAUCCCAUGUACUCGAGGCCUGCCAAGCCGCCCAGUGCGAAAAGAAACCGAAUCUUGCGAAGAUCGCGCGGGAAUAUGACAUUCCGUAUGAGAUACUGCGCGGUCGCGUUCGCCGGGGACGACAGGCUCGUAACGCCUAUACACCUAAGAAUAAAGCUCUUGAUGAGUAUCAGGAGAAAGCUCUAGUCCAGUGGAUCAUUCGUAUGCGUGAUUUAUACCUCCCCGUUACCCCUGAGAUGCUCACAGAGUGGGCGAAUCGGGCUCUCGUACGUGCUGGUUCAAAUCAUGAAGUCAGUAAGAUGUGGGCGUAUCGUUUCGAGAAAAGACUUCCACCACAUCUUAUGUUAGGCCCUGUGACACAGAAAAUGAAGGAUAAGAAACGUCUUGAAGCAGAAGAUGUAGGAUACCUACAGCACUGGUAUAAUCAGCUUGCGAACGUACUCAAAGGUCUCCCAUCACACUUAAUCUAUAACUUCGAUGAAUGCGGCUGCUGA
Penicillium samsonianum is the source of this 519-nucleotide messenger RNA. Its product is annotated as DNA-binding domain-containing protein. Bases 1 to 519 code for a protein of 172 amino acids. The record is from RefSeq and is a predicted model, not a curated record. The transcript has a single exon. Lineage: Eukaryota; Fungi; Ascomycota; Eurotiomycetes; Eurotiales; Aspergillaceae.